Molecule: messenger RNA, 915 nt
Organism: Galeopterus variegatus (Sunda flying lemur)
Lineage: Eukaryota; Metazoa; Chordata; Mammalia; Dermoptera; Cynocephalidae
Product: olfactory receptor 2Y1-like
Biological process (GO): G protein-coupled receptor signaling pathway
Cellular component (GO): membrane
Molecular function (GO): olfactory receptor activity
Source: RefSeq, a predicted model, not a curated record
AUGCCAAGUUUCAACACCAGUUUUGGAGAGAGCUUCAUUUUGGUGGGCUUUUUGGACUGGCCUCGACUGGAACUCAUGUUUUUUGUCUUUAUUUUGAUUUUCUACUCCUUAACUCUCCUUGGCAACACUGCCAUAAUCCCUCUCUCCCACCUGGAUCUUCGACUGCACACGCCCAUAUACUUCCUCUGCCACCUCUCCUUCCUGGACCCCUGCUUCACCACCAACACUGGGCCCCAGCUUCUGAUCCACCAGCCCAUCACCGGGGGAGGGUGUGUAGCCCAGUUCUUCAUCUACCUCUCCCUGGGCACCACUGAGUGUGUGCUCCUGGUGGGGAUGGCUUUUUACUGCUACAUUGCUGUCUCCCGUCCACUCCACUACAUGGCCAUCAUGUAUCCUCAUCUCUGCCAGACACUGGUUGUCACCUCCUGGGUGGGAGGCUUCAUGAUCUCUCUGAUUCAGACAGACCUUGUGAUGGUCAUGCUUCUCUGUGGCCAUCGGCUAAACCACUUCUUCUGUGAGAUGCCUGUAUUCCUGAAGUUGGCUUGUGAGGACACAGAAGGAACAGAGGCCGAGAUGUUUGUGGUCCGAGUCACCAUCUUGGUUGUUCCUGCAGCACUAAUUCUAGGCUCCUAUGCACACAUUGCUCAGACAGUGCUGAGGAUCAAGUCAAUGGCUGGGUGUAGAAAGGCUUUCAGGACUCGUGGGUCCCACUUGCUGGAGCUUUUCCUUUUUUAUGGCUCAGGCAUCUACACAUACUUUCAACCCAUCCACAGUUAUUCUGAGAGCGAGGGAAAGUUUGUUGCUCUUUUUUAUACUAUAAUCACUCUUAUUCUCAAUCCGAUUUAUACUCUAAGGAACAAGGGUGUGAAGGAGACUCUGUGGAAGGUACAAGGAAGAGGCAGAGACUCAGGGUAG